CCAAUCUACGUGCAAUGGCAAAGCUCAUCAUCUUCGUAGCCACUUUGACAGCCUUUCUCCUCCUAGUUGACGCCUCCAUUCACAGUACUACAGUGAUCAUCGAUGAGAACAACCCCAGGCGAUCAGAAGAAGACUGUCGCGACGAGUUGAUUGGGGCACAAGAUCUCAAGUAUUGCCAGGAAUAUAUCAUGCAAGAAGCGAGCUCACGGGACGGCCUUGACAUUAACCGAAGAGAAGAGGAACGUCUUGACAGGUGUUGUGAACAGCUAAGACAGAUGAGAUCCACGUGCCGCUGCUAUGGCCUCAGGAAGGCUGUUAUGAGUGCGCCAAAGCAGAGGGGUGUCGGACGAAUGGAUUUUGAUGAUGCUGCGAGUGUGGCCAGAAGCCUUCCCGGCGAAUGUGGUAUGGAACCAGACAGUUGUCAAUUUGGUUCGCCCUACAGAAUGUGAUAAAUGUUGAAGGUGGACAUGUUACAAUGUAUGGAAUAAUAAAUUGAGUUCACUGAUCUCUGCUAUUUUGGCUUUGAGAUUAAGAUGACUAAGUA
Molecule: messenger RNA, 544 nt
Organism: Populus euphratica (Euphrates poplar)
Lineage: Eukaryota; Viridiplantae; Streptophyta; Magnoliopsida; Malpighiales; Salicaceae
Product: 2S sulfur-rich seed storage protein 2-like
Exons: 1
Coding region: 15-449 (144 amino acids)
Molecular function (GO): nutrient reservoir activity
Source: RefSeq, a predicted model, not a curated record